UUUAGUAAUAAUUAGUUUUCGAACGUGAAGUACCUGCUGUAGUGUAUUGAUUCACUGAUUCGCUUUCGUGUUUUAAUACGCCCAAAUUCUUCUAAUUUCCACAUAUUAAAUCAAUUCAAAUACCAUGAGUAGUUCUGGGGAACAGUUAACCCUUGCCAGGGACAUAAAACGGGCUAUCGAAUUGCUCGAGAAACUUCAACAGAGUGGUGAAGUUCCUGCUACGAAGCUUGCAGCAUUACAGAAAGUGCUACAAAGUGAUUUCUUAAAUGCUGUCCGUGAAGUGUAUGAGCAUGUCUAUGAGACUGUUGACAUCCAAGGCUCAGCAGACAUCAGGGCUUCCGCGACAGCCAAAGCCACGGUGGCCGCGUUCGCUGCUGCUGAAGGUCAUGCACACCCAAGAGUUGUCGAGCUACCGAAGACGGAAGAAGGUUUAGGUUUCAACGUAAUGGGUGGGAAGGAACAAAAUUCACCUAUUUACAUAUCACGUAUAAUUCCUGGUGGUGUUGCCGACCGCCAUGGAGGCCUUAAGAGGGGCGACCAGCUGUUAUCUGUGAACGGCGUGUCAGUGGAGGGAGAAAAUCACGAGAAAGCUGUAGAAUUAUUGAAGCAAGCAGUUGGCUCAGUCAAACUGGUAGUGCGAUACACUCCGAAGGUCUUAGAAGAGAUGGAAAUGAGAUUUGACAAGCAGAGGACUGCUAGACGGCGCACUAAUUAUAACUAAACAUAUGAUUAGCAAAAAAUCAGGCUAUGAAACUAUGAUAAAGAUAUUGAGUUUGACAAUGGUGCCAAUAAGGCUACUGGCCCAUGACUAGCCUGUAUAGUCACAGGAUAAUGACAAACUUAAAGGUGAAAAAAUAAAAUAAAAAAGAUAUUAAAAUGGUGUAGCAUAGUGUUGAUAAAACACAUGGUAUCUGGUACUGUUAGGAAAUAUCCAAUGAUUUAUGUAUAUGUAAAGAUUUACAAAACAUCACGAUUCAGCUUAAAUUUCACCUUUUAUGAAACUAGAUUCAGUAUUUGUAAUGUAACUGUAUGUGCUAAACAGCUUUCACAGAUAAAGCAAAUUAAGAGCCAGUUGAAAUCCUCUUUCUUUUAUUUGAAGUGAAUUAAAAUCCAAAUUUAUUAUUUUAAAUAGACAAUGUCUAUUUAUCUUCUAUUUCAUAAAAAAGACAAGUUGGAUGUAAUGACAAAGAUUUGAACAAAUAUGUCAACUGUUACCUAUUUAUACUCAUUUAUAUUUAAAUACGACUCAAGGGGUAAAAAUGUAAUGAAUUAUUAAAUAUACAUGAUAAUGGCACUUAUUAUUGUGUUGAUGUAUUUAUUAGGAAUAGUUAAAUAAACUGGGUAUCCAACUUAUUUAAUGUUUUAAUUAACAUUAUAGAUGUACCUACUUAAUUGAA
This is a messenger RNA of Spodoptera litura, 1397 nucleotides long. It is a transcript of the gene veli, whose product is annotated as L27 and PDZ_signaling domain-containing protein veli. Gene Ontology annotation, molecular function: protein binding. The record is from RefSeq and is a predicted model, not a curated record. Lineage: Eukaryota; Metazoa; Arthropoda; Insecta; Lepidoptera; Noctuidae.